Molecule: messenger RNA, 810 nt
Organism: Colletotrichum orchidophilum
Lineage: Eukaryota; Fungi; Ascomycota; Sordariomycetes; Glomerellales; Glomerellaceae
Product: adenylate kinase
Exons: 2
Coding region: 1-810 (269 amino acids)
Biological process (GO): nucleobase-containing compound metabolic process
Cellular component (GO): mitochondrion; cytoplasm
Molecular function (GO): ATP binding; AMP kinase activity
Source: RefSeq, a predicted model, not a curated record
AUGAGACUCCGCAAAGCUGCCCGCGUCAUUCUCGUCGGUGCCCCUGGUGUUGGAAAAGGAACGCAGUCCGAACGACUCCUUCAACGCUUUCCGCAGAUUCAGUCCAUUAGCACUGGAGACCUGCUUCGCAACAAUGUCAAGCUACGGACCCCUCUCGGCAUCAAGGUCGAAAAGACCAUGAAGUCGGGCGGGCUUGUCGCUGAUGAUCUGAUUAUGCGCCUCAUCUCUAAUGAGAUGUACAAGAACGGCUGGCUUCUCAACAGCCGCAGGAGACCGCAGGUCAUGACCUUGUCAACUUCCGCCGCCACGGUUGAUUCUUUCUACGAGGAGCAUCUGGAUGACUUUGUUGCGGCCACCGGAGCCUUUGACAGCCACGGGCCCCCCGAAGCAUCCGAAGACCCCGCGGCCUCUUUCAUCCUGGAUGGUUUCCCAAGGACUGCCACUCAGGCGGCGGUUUGCGACAAGCUGAUUCCGAUCAACCUGGUGGUAUCGCUCAAGACCCCGUUCAACGUCAUCAUGGAGCGCAUUUCCGGGCGCUGGGUCCAUGAGCCGUCGGGACGGGUGUACAAUACGUCUUUCAAUGCCCCUCUGGUUCCUGGCAAGGACGACGUCACCGGAGAGCCCCUCAUGCAGCGCCCGGAUGACACCGAGGCUGUGUACAAGGAGCGUUUCCGCAAGUUCCAGGAGACCAGCGAGCCUCUACUCGAACACUACGACAAGAAGGGCGUUCUCUGGGAGGUCGAGGGGAUGAGCAGCGACGAAAUCAGUCCCUUGCUCUUCGACGAGUUCGAGAAGCGCUUCGUUCAUUGA